This is a messenger RNA of Cricetulus griseus (Chinese hamster), 448 nucleotides long. NCBI's taxonomy places the organism in Eukaryota, Metazoa, Chordata, Mammalia, Rodentia, Cricetidae. The record is from RefSeq and is a predicted model, not a curated record.
UUGUGCUGAAAUGACGAAGAGGUCCAAUGAGUUGAGUCUCAGCAGUAACAGUGUUCUUUCAGUCCCCCAGUGGACCAGAGGGGAGCAAAGAGGUGGACUUGAAGCCGGAUCACCUGCCAUCAAUCUGAUGGGUGUAAACGCAGAAGAGAUGUGUGAGGCCAAAGAGUGGAUUGAAAGGUUGCUGACUUCUGAGGAACACCACGUCAUCGAGAAUAAACACAUUCUCUACCUUGGCAAGAAUGAGCAUGACAAGCUGUCUCAGCUCCAGACAGCCUCAGGUGUCUCCAUUUCAGAGACUGUCAGUCCCCUGAAAGCAAUGCUAGAGAUUAGAGGUGCCCAGGCUGACCUCAUUGAAGCAGUAAUGAAUGUUGAAUGUAUGCUGUGUGAAGUUCAGCGAGAAGUGGCAAGAAAAAAGGAGAAAAGUCUUUUUGACUUGUUAGGUGAGUGA